Messenger RNA from Cannabis sativa, 1635 nucleotides. Its product is annotated as ribulose-phosphate 3-epimerase, chloroplastic. Gene Ontology annotation, biological process: pentose-phosphate shunt; carbohydrate metabolic process; pentose-phosphate shunt, non-oxidative branch. NCBI's taxonomy places the organism in Eukaryota, Viridiplantae, Streptophyta, Magnoliopsida, Rosales, Cannabaceae. The record is from RefSeq and is a predicted model, not a curated record. Gene Ontology annotation, cellular component: cytosol. Gene Ontology annotation, molecular function: D-ribulose-phosphate 3-epimerase activity; metal ion binding. The transcript is spliced from 9 exons. Bases 381 to 1232 code for a protein of 283 amino acids.
AAGCAAAAUGUUAAAAGUUUUUUGUUAAUGGAGAAAAUGCUGUUAAAUUUAUUGUCACUAAAACUACCUCAACUCUCCUCGUCAGCCUAACCUCUUCACACACAAAACUACAGCAAGUUGAUGGUCAGCAAAGUUGAGCGCACGCCAACCAUUUCAGAUAAGCAAAUCCAUACAACACAAACCGAGGCGACACGUGUCACAACAUCACUUUGUCUCAUAUAUUUCUUUCUUUCUAAGUCUUGUGUCGAACACAAUUGGUGGUAGUAGGCGAAAAAAGUAGGAGGAGAAACAAAUCAAGCACCAAAAUUUCAUUGCCUUAAGCGUUGAGACCUUGGAGAGAAAGAGACAGAGACAGAGACAAAGAUUUGAAAAUCAAAAAAAUGUCAACUGCUUCAUUAUGUUCAUCAACUCUUCAGUCCCAAAUAAGUGGACUUGGUUCGGGUCUUAAGCUUCAAAGGCAAAAUCUUGCUCAACCCAGUUCGUUUACCUUCACAAGGAAAACUUUUAGGACCGCAGUGAAGGCUACAGCUAGGGUUGAUAAGUGCUCAAAAAGCGAUAUCAUUGUUUCUCCGUCCAUUCUAUCCGCUAACUUUGCAAAGUUGGGGGAGCAGGUAAAAGCAGUAGAGGUGGCUGGCUGUGAUUGGAUCCAUAUUGAUGUAAUGGAUGGCCGCUUUGUACCAAACAUUACCAUAGGACCACUUGUGGUUGAUGCCUUGCGCCCUGUGACUGACCUUCCUUUGGAUGUGCAUUUGAUGAUUGUGGAACCAGAACAGCGGGUGCCAGAUUUUAUCAAAGCUGGGGCAGACAUAGUUAGUGUUCACUGUGAGCAAACUUCUACAAUCCAUUUGCAUCGUACAGUUAACCAAAUAAAAAGUCUCGGAGCUAAGGCUGGAGUUGUCCUAAACCCUGGUACCCCUUUAGGUGCUAUAGAGUACGUUCUUGAUGUUGUUGAUCUAGUCUUGAUUAUGUCUGUCAACCCUGGCUUCGGUGGACAGAGCUUUAUUGAGAGUCAAGUAAAGAAAAUUUCCGAGUUGAGAAGAUUGUGUGCAGAGAAGGGUGUGAAUCCAUGGAUUGAAGUGGAUGGUGGAGUAGGUCCAUCAAAUGCAUACAAGGUAAUUGAGGCUGGAGCAAAUGCUAUUGUUGCUGGUUCAGCUGUUUUUGGAGCUAAAGAUUAUGCUGAAGCUAUUAGAGGAAUCAAAAAUGCCAAAAGGCCCGAAGCAGUAGCAGCCUGAGCUCUGUGAUGUCUUCUUUUAAUUUGUGAUACCAUAUUUCUGCAUUGCCAUGUAUGUUACUUAUACCUCUACCUUUAUGAGAUUAUCUUACUAAAGGCCUUACUAAAGACAGCUCAUGUUGUGAUUAUUAGUUGAAUGAUCUUGUCAAUUUUCUUAUAUUCACUUUUGCAGCUAAGAAGCUUGAUGAGUUUUAAAACCAAAUUGAUCAUAUCAACUUCUUCAAAUUAUGCUGUCGAUUCCUGCAAUAUCUGUUCUGUCAGAGUGAAAUAAAAUGCAAUCAAGCGGUAAGACGGCUGCGUGCAUACUUUGUAUACUAUAUCCUUAACAGGGAUCUAAUUAUUCGAAUAAGAUCAUAAAUCCGACGAGAACUAUUUCUAUAUAAAUAAAUAUUUUUUUUCUGUCA